Messenger RNA from Oryctolagus cuniculus (rabbit), 10684 nucleotides. NCBI's taxonomy places the organism in Eukaryota, Metazoa, Chordata, Mammalia, Lagomorpha, Leporidae. The record is from RefSeq and is a predicted model, not a curated record.
CCCCUGAUAAGCGUGGAAAGCCCCCUCCAACUCCUUGGGGCCAGGAGAGUGGGGGGGAUUAGUUGUGUCUGGGGCAGGUUUGCACAAGGCAAGACUGGGCCUGAGCAAGCUGGCAGGGCGCCAGGCACUUGGCUGCAGGUGACCAGCCGGCGGCUGGGGCUGGGGGUUCCUUCAGCCCCCUGUUGGGGGUCUGGCGUGCAGCCCACGGUGGGCUUGCUCACAGAGCUGGGUGGGACUGUGCCUGAGCCGGGAGGGAGGAGUGUUGGGUGCUGCCUCGCAGGCCAGCUGGCCACUUUGGGUGCUCGGGGACUUAGAGCCCAGGCCAGCCACAGGUUCCCCCCACCACACACACAUCUGGCAGCUGGGAAAGCCAGGUUCUCGGCACUCCCUGGCCAGGCUGCAGGGAGGUGGCCGUGGGCUGGCCCACCCAGCCCCCUGGGAGCCGCUGUCCUCUUUGGGCUGGAGCUGGACUGCUUUGCAUUGCGAAGGCCACUGUCAGCGAGGCUGGAGGCUGCUGUCUCUGUCGGAGGCUUGGCAGGGUUGAGUUUUGUGUUCAGUGCCAUCCUGACAGGUCCAGCUGCCCAGUGCACGGCAGAGUGCGGCUGCCCCUCGCUGCCUGGGCCCACCGGGGGUCACAGGGCCCUCCUGGCCUGUCUGGAGGGCACCUGGGGUUGAGUCCCGGCUCUGUUACUCUCUGGUUCUGGGAAGUGGGCCUGGCACAGAGCUGAGAAGUUCAGUAGCCGGAGUGCUGUGUGGGCCCAUUGGCUGGAGCUGCCCCAGUGAUGUGAGAUGGGCGUGCAUGUGGCAGGUGGGGGAACUGAGGCCCAGAACGAGGAAGUGGCUUGGCGGGAGACCGUUGUCAACUGAGCCUGGCCCGUUGGAUGACUGCGGUGGCUGAACGGGGAAGGAAGGACUGGGCCGCACAGCCUGGCCCAGGUAGGACUGUCCUGUGGGCACCUUUCCCGUGCACCGGCUCUGGUUCUGCUGGGAACAGCUCACAGGGCUGCCCCUUGCAGUGGGGCGGUGUCUGUCCUGCGAUGCCUGUGGUCUGUGGCUGCCCACACAGGGACCUGGUUUUCAGCGAAGAGCGGGCCCUGGCUGGGUGACUUUGGAUGAGCGCCUCACCUCCCUUAAUGGCACGCACCAGCGAUGACGGGGCUGGCUCCCUGCUGUGCCAGCUGUAUCCUCGAGCGGAGGUGGAGGUGGGAGGCCACGAGAUUCUUGGUCCCAUCCCCCGGAUGUGGACACUGAGGCCUGGAGAGGGAGCCAUCUGCCAAGAUCCAGACUCAGGAUGUGCCUUCAACCAGGCUGUCGUGUCUCCGAGCCUCAGUCGCCUCUUCUGUGAAAUGGGGGAAGUCCUGCCCGCCCUGGGGCUGUGAGGAGAAAGGGCAGUGCAUAGCCAUGUCUGCCCGGCAGCAGCUGCAGCAGAGGGCCCACCCCCCAGCUCCUCCCGGGUCUUGGGGUGGUCAGCAGGGGGCCCGUGUGUGAGCUGGGGGUGAAGACAGAGUCCUGAUCCCACCGAGGACUUGAUGGCGGAGGUCCUGCCUCCCAGCCCCUGGAGCAUUGUCACCUGUCAGUCUUUCCAUCGCCCUGAGCUGCCCCCGCCUCUGGGAAAGUCUGGGGAGUUCCGGAUCUGGGUUCACUGGGUCUGGAUUUCACCUCCAUUUUCCUGUCUUCCCUCCUGGCAAGGAGCCUUGGAUUCCCGAAACCCGCUGAGGCCGAGUGGGCUGGGGACGGGGAGAAGCUGGCGUGGGCUGCCCGCAGGCUGGGCACCUGCUUGCUGCUGGCAGAUGUGGCUGGAGAGCGGAGAGUGGAGCCAGGUCAGAGUGGCUGUGGCUUUGGCUCAGAGGUGGGGAUUCCUGGGUUCCCACUCCCACCCUGGUCUGCAGCUAGGGCCUCAGCCCGGGCCCCGUUGUUUGCAAGUUGGGGUAGGGUCUGGGCUGCCUGGACCUGACUAGACCCUGGGCCCAGAUCCAGAUCGGCAGCAUCUCCCCCCUCCCUCCCCCCCGCCCAGCCCCAGAGAGCCCUCAGGUGGCCCAGAGGCCUGGCGCUGGCGCAUGUAGGCUGUGCCAGAGUGAGCCAGGCCCCAGGCCCCACCCCUGCAGCGCCCGCCCUCCUCACUGGAGUGUUUCCCUGGGUGUUGGGUGCCAUGGCAACAGCUGGGUACACAGCUCCACCUGACCCAGUUUGAGCAGGUAGAGCAGGUGGUACGUCGGCUGCUCCUCAGCCUUAUCUUUCCGAGGCCUCCCGAGAGACGGUCACCCUCGCGGUCCUGUCCCGAGCACCUGUGCUGUGCGGCAGGCCCCGUGCCGGGUGUUAACAGAUGGCAUCUCUGUUAAUCCUCUCGGCCGCCCAAAGAGGCACUGAGGCCAAGAGGCGAAGAUGCACACCGCAGGUCGCCUGGGUGGUGACGGACAACCAGGAAAAUUCUGCUUUUAUCAUGAUGGGUUACCGCCCCGUGCGCGUACUGCGUGUGGGAAGUCGAGCCCCUGAGGUGCACUGUCAGCUCCGCCCUGCAGCCUCUCUGGGAGCUGAGGGCGUAGCCUCCGCUUAGAGAAGAGGGCAGAUUGGGCCGGUGCCUCUCAGCUGGGUGUAGCACAGCUGUGCUUUGUGGGCAGGUCCGGCUCCAAAGCUCUGUCUGGCCUUGGUGGCAGUGGGUUAGAAGCAGACCAUCAGGUGGAGGGGUUGGGGGCCGGGUACAGGCUGGCACAGGGGCACGCUGGGCAUUUGCCAAGGUCUCCACCCAGAGGCCUCCCAGGCAGGCGCAUGCGAAUGGCAUCUGGGUCCCGGGAGGGAUGCCGAGGUCGCAGCCAAGUCUGCUGAGUGCAGAAACAGCGAGCCAGGCGCAGGCGUCCAGCCCUGAGCCAGCUUGUCCAAGGCGGCCUGCAGGCACGAAGAAUCCCAAACAUCCCGAGUGGACCCUGCUCCUGCUGGCACCAGUCCUGCGGCCUGCCCUGUGCACGUGGCUGGCCGUGUCUGGGCGGGAAGCACCAGGAGGCGCUGACCCGGCUCACCGUAGGGCCUCACUGAAGGAGAAAGGCGGGAAGCGUCCCCUCGGCCAGUGUGUGGGGAAGCAGGCCUGGGGCAGAGGAGAUUUGCCAGGGCCACUUUGUGGGAGGAGCUAACGUGCAGCAGGGCAGACUCUAGACUGGCCCCGAACUCCUGCCCCCUCUGCCUCAGUUCCCCUGUUUGCUCAAAGGAGGCGGGCUGAGCCUUUUUUUUUUUUUUUUUUAUGUUAACUUAUUUAUUUGAAAGGCAGAGUGAUGGAGAGGGGGCGGGGGAAAGAGUGAGAGCAAGAGAGUGAGAGAGAGAUCUUCCAUUCACUGUUUCAUUCCCCAGAUGGCCGCAACAGCCAGGUCUGGGCCAUACCAGAGCCAGGAGCCUAGAACUCCAUCUGGGUCUCCGUGAAUGGCAGGGGCCCUGGUGUUUGGGCCAUCCUACGCUGCUUUCCCAGGAGCAUUAGCAGGGAGCUGAAUCAGAUUGGCACCCUGGUAUGGGAUGCCCAUGUCACAAGUGGCAGCUUGACUCCCUGGGCCACCACCCCGGCCCCAGCUUUGAGCCCGCAGUUGGCUCUCCACGGAGCUGUCAUCUGGGCUAGCUGCACAGGUGCUUCCCACCUUCCGGGGGCUCAGCCUGGUGCCGACCCAGAUGGGAGGGAUGUUUGGGAUUCUUUGAGCGUGAAGGAGGCCUGGGCUGGGUCAGCUCUGCAGCUGGAGGCCCUGUGCCCAGGCCUGGUCCCUGGGGAGGCGAGCCUGCUGGGUCUUUGCGUGCACACACUGCGUGCUUGGCCAGCACUCUGCUCCCAGGCCCAGCCCCGCCUCCUUGGGAAAGGCUGUGGAAUGCCACUUGCACCCACCGCCCUGCGAAGCCCGCUCGGGGGCCCAUCUUGGUGUGGAGCUGCGGGAGGGCACGUGGAGACAGACGAUGGUUCCAUCCCCUGGGGCUGAGGGGAACAAGGGGUUGUGCAGGUGCACAGGGGCCCCCAAGGUGAGCAGGGCGUCCACUUGGCCUUCCAGAGCAGGGACUCUGGACGCCGAGAAUGCCAGGGAGGGAGGGAGGAAUCCAGUAGGGCCAGGUCCCUGGUGCACUGCUGUCCAACACGCUGGGCCUGCAGAGGUGAAUGGGACCAGGCAGCCUACACCCAUGGCCCUCGCAGGCUGGGGCGUCCUGGAAACCUCGAGCCGGGCAGAGCCUGGCAGAGGAUGGGGAGGCACUUCCGUGUGGUCGUCCGUCUGCUUUCCUGAUGCGUGUUGACUGAGCACCCGCCCAGGCGGGCAGCACUGCCCUGGGACAGGGCGCAUCAUCACGAGAGGGAGGCUUCCCCAGGGAAGGGAAGUCUGGGAGGCCCGGGGCAGGGGCUUGCCCUGGAAGAUUGGGCAGAGCCUUUGGAGUCAAGGCUCCUGGUCCAGGUCAGGGAAGGGUGGAGUCCACGAAGUUUGCCUGAUAGGAUGGUGGCUCUCGGCUGCAAGGGGCCCUACCCCCGUGCACAGUGAGGAACAGCUGGAGUUGGCUGGGCGAGCAGUGCUGGCCUGGCCUGGCUGGGCAGGGGGAGGCAGAGGCAGGAGAACUGACAGACUGGAGAGAGGGUCUGCAGGCAGAGUGGCAGGUGAAGGCCCGGCCCCUUGCCUGGUGCUUGGAACGUGCCGGAAGAUGGACGUGCACGGUGGCCGAAUGCAGCCAGGCUUCUGUUGAUCCAUCCAGUGUUCCAGUAGCUUUUGGUUGCAUGAAAAUCCACUCUGGGUUUCUCUCACAUUGGAAGCUCUGAAGCAGAGUUGUGGGGCAGUGUUUGUCUCUGGGGACUCUGCAGCCACCUCCUGGCGUGUGCCGCCUGCCUGCUCAGGCUCCUCCCAGCCCCGGCACGGCCCUGGUUUCCUGGCAUGCUCUUGCCUCCUGCGUGUUACUUGGUCCAGCCUGGUCCCCUGGGCCCCUGUGUGUUGGUUUUCAGUGGGCAGGCACAACAGGUUGAGCCGUCUGUGGCUAGAAGUCCCGCUGGCAGGAGGAGUGGGCAGGGCCAGGCUAGUGGGCCUCAGAGGCCAGCCUGGCAGAGAGACUGUGGCACCAGGCCAGCUGCUGGUGGCCUUGGUGAGGCCUGAAGCUGCCCAGCCUGUGCCUGGCCUUGGGUUUGAUCUUGGGUCCUGCCUUUGCUGCCAGCUGGCCACACCAUUGGCAGGUGCCACCCUGCUGUGUGCCUGGCAGCCUAGCGGCUGCCCUGACUUGAGUUGAUCUGACUCUGUGACGCCAGGGCCGUCCCUUGAGGCCUGUUCCUUGCCUGGAGCUGUGUGCUGGGAGCCACUGUAGCCAGGGCUUCGCAGCAGCUGCCGGCUGCAUGCGAGCAGGCCCUGCCUGGGGACCCUGAGCGACACUGAGCCCUGCUGUGCAGUACCAGGGAGUCCUUGCCGUCAUUCGGGGGCCCUGCCUGGGUGUUGGGAUGGCCGCUGGCCAGUCUGCUCCUGGGCUUGGGAGUCUGGUGACCCACACGAUGACCUUGCUGCUGCUCUCCUGCUGCUAGGAACUAGCGGUAAGAUCCGCGGCAGCCAGGUUAGGCUCCUCCUCAUCUCACCAGGUCCCAGUAGAGAGCCACAGAAAGGGUUAAGCAGGGGAGAAACACCAGAUGUGCUUAGAAAGAUACCUGGAAGCAACCAGGGGUGGGGGGCGCGGAGGGUGCUCCUUAGUGUGCCUCUCGCCUGGCAAGUGCUUUGGAGUGCAGAGACCCCAGACCUGACCCCAACUCUGCUCGGGGACCUGUCAGCCACCCUUGGCCUGUGGGUCGGUGGGGCCUGGCCGUGGUGUCUCCCCGGGGCUGUGCAGCAGACCCUGGGUCUGGGCUCAGCCUCUUUCUGCACCCAGGACUUGGAAGAGGUCUCGCAUGCAGGCUCAGCACUGCCCGGCCCUCUGCCCAGCCCAGAUGUCGACAGGAGGCGGCCAGCCCUUGGCCCCAGCUGUCGGCUCAUUUCCAUGGGGGGAGGAAGCAGCUCCAAGAGGGGACUUUCUGCCCGUUUGGUUGCUGCCUUGCUGCCCCACCACACCCAGGGAGACAUUCCAUCCGCCGUGCCUCUGCCGCUCGGCGCCUGUGUGUUGGGCAGGGACUUAGCCCCCAGCCUGGGUGCCCCUGCACUGUGCUGUCAGGAGGAUGUGGGGAGAUGGGUAAGGUAGUGUCUGUUCAGUGGCCAGCUCGGCCCUGGCACACAGUGAACACUGUAGGACACGGUCUGUCCUCCCGUCCCUGGGCUGAGUCAAGGCCGGGGGCCAGAUGAUGAUGUCACUUACCCCUGGGGGCCAGGACGCGGAGUGCUGCCCGGAGGAGGUCCUUCCUUUUCUGGGCUCUCUUUGUCCUCACAGGGAGGGGAGCCGGCGCAGAGCACACCUGGGUCUGAGCUCAGUGCCCAGUGGGGUCAGCCUGCCUGCUUGCCCUAUGGGCUGCAGCCUGCCCCGCAGCGGUGUGUGGCUGCUUGCCAGCGAGAACCAAGUGCGGCCGCUGGUUCGGGCUGGGCUGACGGAGGCCUCAAGGAGGGGAGGGCCCUGCCCAGCCAGCUCUGGGACCUGCCGUGGCAGACAGGACAGCUCCCCUCGGAGCGGAGGGUCCCAGCUGCCAGACCACGGGCGGGCUUUGGCUCUCCUGGCCCUUGCCGCGGCCUCUGCCACCCCUCACGGCUCUGGUCUUCGUGCCUCUGCUGCUGCAGUCGCUGCCUCCUCUGCUCCCGCCCCCUCUUUCUCCACCCGCUGAACGCCUGCUCGGCCAGGAGCCCCUCCAGGAAGCCUCCCUGGCCCCUUUCGGCCCUGUCAGCCCUGUGGGCCCUUCCUAGACAGGAGCGGCUGCACUGCAUCUUCUGGCUCGGGCCUGGGGCUUCCUGCCGCGAGUUGGUGCUGGUGCUGCCCCGGGCCUGGGACUCUCCUCCCCUGGCUCUGACCCAGUGUGGGUGUGGGUGUGGGACUGUGUGGCGGCCACCGCCAGCUGCGGGGCCCAUCGCUCCCCCCGCCCCCGCCCUGUGGCUGAGUUGUCAGCCCGUGUCAGGAGCAGCCCUCGCUUGCACCCUGGACAGCUGGGUGGCCCUGUGGGCUCAGAGACAGCGAUUGAGAGGGGUCUGGGGACUGAAGGCGUGGGCCGGGUGGACCCCUCCCAGCAGGGUAGAGGCUGGGGCCUGACUCCGAGCCCUGUGUGCUCUGACAGCUGCUCAGUUCUGUGGCCGUGGGCAAGGAACGUGCCUUCACAGCCUCAGCCUCCUCUUCCAUAAAAUGGGGCUCCCGCGAGGGGAGGAGGGCGAGUGGCCGAGCCUCGGAGCAGGGAGCUGAGAACACAGAGCGCGAGAGGAGCUGUGCGGCCUGGCGCUCUGCGAGGGCGGAAGUCUGGGUGCUCUUCACACGCCAGGUGCCCUGCCUCCCACUGCUUCCUGUCUGAGCGGCGAUGGGGGCAGCACACCUGUGGCUCCUGCUCCGCCCAGGCUCCCCCUCCCCCAGUCACUCUGUGACAGUGUCCUGGGUACUUUCUGUGUGUGGCCUGGGCUGGGCUUCAGGAUUCAGUCCCUGCCCCCACAGGGCCCCCUGCUGUGGGGGAGCCACAGGAACCCAGUCAGUGCUGUGGUGACAGCCCGAGUGGUUGGGAAAGGCAGCCACAGCAGAGCGGGGCUGGGGGGUGCAGGGAGGGGCUUGUGUACCCUGAGGGUGGGAGCUGUGGAGAGGUAUGGAGCUCGGAUCUGUUUCAGUGAUGGGCUUGGCUGCUGGCCCCCAGCUGGCAGAGAGAGCAGGUGGCUGCCCGCCUCUGGGGUCACGGAUUGGCUCAGAACUGAACUCGACGCGAGCUCUGCCGUGGAGCACCGCCGUGGAGCACCCACGAGCCGCUGGGCUAAGCUGGCUGGGCCACAGCAGGGGGAUGCUCUUGGUAUCCAGGGAGACGCUUUGGGGAGGGGGCCGCGUGGGGUUGUCCUGUGAGGAAAGGCUGUAUCUGCAGGGAGUCAGGGCCUGUGUGCAUCCGCCCCGUGGCCGCUGGUGUCGUGGGUGUGUCCUCCCCAGGAGCGUGUGCGCGUGCCGGUCUGUGUGCCGGGAAGAAGCGUGGCGAUGGCACCGUCCUGGUGGUGCUGGACGGGGUGACAGUCCUCCCGACAAAGGGCACCUCUCUGGGUGCCUGGGAGCCCAGAAGAGGCCUUGGCUGCUUUCCUGGGACUUUCUGCCAAGGGACCCUGGAGGGGCCUGGCCCCAGGAGCACCACUCUUGUUUUCAGGGCCAAAGCUCCUCUCAGCAGCUGCCCGUCCUCUCUGGCUGGCUGUUUCCCUCCUGCCUCUGUGGCCCGCUGUGGGGCUUGGGAGUGCAGAGGGAGGAAGGCUCCUGAGGCUGGCUGACCGUGAUCUCUCUAGCCUUGCUUCCCUCCUCUGUGAAAUGGGGUCAUGCGCUUCCCCAUGGUGCUUGAAUGAGAUGGGUGUGUGCCUGUCGUAGCCCCUGGUGUGGAGUGGGCUGGCAGUGGUCGCUGUGCGUCCAGGGCGGCGACUGGAGGGACCCAGGGAGGAUGAGAGGAAAGAGGUGCGUUCCUCCAUUCUCCCGUCCAGCAAAUCUCUGUGAGUGGAGCCCGGCCAUGGCCCUGACCUGGGACCACGGAAAGAAGCGCAGAGCAUGGCUCAGGGAGGGGGGGCGUCUCUACUCAGCUGGCCCUGGCCCUACCCUCUCUCUGGGUGGGCCUUGGGCUCACAUGCCCCAUUGCAGCUCCAGGAGCAGGCCUCCCUCUGGGGGGUGUGGCAGCUGAAGAGGACUCCCACGGCACAGCUGGGCCUGAGCGAGGCUGUCCAUGCCCGUGCUGGACACAGGCAAGACCAAGGCCUGGCCAACUGGAGGUACCCCAGGGUCCUACUCAGGCCCCGCUCAUAAUAAACACUCAGUGAACUCGUGUGGAUUGGCCCAGGGCCGAUCCAUGAGUCUGCAGAGAAUCAGGUGUCCGGGGAGGAGGUGGAGACCAGUGGGUCAGGGCCUUGUGGUCCUGGGAAUUUCUGGGCCUUCCUCCUGCGGUUGGAGUCCUGGGAGCUGCUGAAGUCAGCUGGAAAAACGGGUCCGAGGGUGUGCCGUGCUGUGAGGAAAAGUUACCACCAUCCAACUCAGAGGUCCGUGAUGCUGUGUGGACCAGUAGGAACACAGGGAGAUGCAGGCAGUGAUGGCGGUGAGCCCCGGCCCCCGGACUCUGCAGAGGGUGAGACCCAGCCACGGCCAGGGGCUGCCGGCAGGGCUGUGAAAGGCACUCACUGAGUCACAGCGCACUCAGUAAGCGCCUGCUGUGUGCCCGGCGCCACCCUUGGGGAACAGCAGUGAGCAGAGCAGCAGCGCCCGCCGUGUCCGAAGAGCCUUGCUCUGUGCUCACCGUGCGUACUGGGGCCCCAGGCCCAGGAGAGGAAGGUGGCUGGGGGCCGGGGGUCCCGAGGGCGGGGCAUCCUCAUGACUCGAAUCCAGCCAUUCGUGGCACUGGACCGGGAUGGGGAUCCUCCUUCCUCCGACCUUCCUCCUUGUGAAUCAAACACCACCCGGGCAUGAGUCAGCCAGGAGAGGCCCGGACAUGCCUGGGCUGUCUGCCAGCCCACCUCCCUGGACGUUCCAACCAGGUUCAAGGCCUGAUCCACGGUCCUGGAUCCAGGGAGGGGAAAGGGGGCCUAGGCCAGGGACUCUGCGUGCCUGGCCUCCUGCUGGACCACCUGCCUCAGAGCGGAGCGGAACUUCAGGCCCCACCACCUCCCACCCCCAGGGAGGAGGUGCAGGAGAACUGUGUCCGGUGGCGGAAGAGGUUCACCUUCGUGUGUAAGAUGAGCGCCAACCCGGCCACAGGCCUGCUGGAUCCCUGCGUCUGCCGCGUGUCCGUGCGCAAGGAGCUGAAAGGCGGGAAGGCUUACUCCAAGCUGGGCUUCGCAGACUUGAACCUGGCCGAGUUUGCAGGCUCGGGCUCCACGGUGCGCUGCUGCCUCCUGGAGGGCUACGACACCAAGAACACGCGCCAGGACAACUCCAUCCUCAAGGUCACCAUUGGCAUGUUUCUGCUCUCCGGAGACCCCUGCUUCAAGACGCCACCGUCCACUGCCAAGUCCAUCUCCAUCCCGGGCCAGGACUCCUCCCUGCAGCUGACGUGUAAGGGUGGCGGGACCAGCAGUGGUGGCGGCGGCAGCAGCACCAACUCUCUGACAGGGUCCCGGCCCCACAAGGCCCGACCCACCAUCCUUAGCUCAGGGCUGCCGGAGGAGCCAGAGCAGAACCUGUCCAGCCCCGAGGAGGUGUUCCACUCUGGCCACUCCCGCAACUCCAGCUACGCCAGCCAGCAGUCCCGGAUCUCUGGCUACAGCACGGAGCACUCGCGCUCCUCCAGCCUCUCGGACCUGACGCACCGCCGCAACACGUCCACCAGCAGCAGUGCCUCGGGCGGCCUCGGCAUGACCGUGGAGGGCCCCGAGGGCAGCGAGCGGGAGCACCGGCCCUCCGAGAAGCCGCCGCGGCCCCCGCGGCCCCUGCACCUGUCAGACCGCUCGUUCCGGCGGAAGAAGGACUCGGUGGAGAGCCACCCGACCUGGGUGGAUGACACGCGCAUCGACGCUGACGACAUCGUGGAGAAGAUCGUGCAGAGCCAGGACUUCACCGACGGCAGCAACGCCGAGGACAGCAACCUCCGGCUGUUCGUGAGCCGGGACGGCUCCACCACGCUGAGUGGCGUCCAGCUGGCCAACAG